AUGUUCCUGAGUCUUCAGUCAGCCCUCUGGUCUUUCAUUAAAGGUACCAGGUCUGCAGUAUGCAGCAACAGAUAGUGCAUUCUUUUUACAAUCACACUAAUCCCCAGGAUAUGUGGUAUGCCCUGAUUGGAGUUCCAGAACUGGAAGAUGCACACAUUUGGAUCUCCAUCCCUAUCUGUUUUAUGUACAUUGUGGCUGUCAUAGGCAAUAUCUUCCUAAUCUUCUUGAUCAUGACCCAGUACAGUCUCCAUGAGCCCAUGUAUCUCUUCCUUUCCAUGCUGGCCAUAGCAGAUGUCCUGCUCUCCACAGCAACAGCCCCCAAGAUGCUAGCAAUCUUCUGGUCCCAUUCCGUGUAUAUAUCCUUCGGUAGCUGUGUAUCCCAGAUGUUCUUCAUACAUUUCAUCUUUGUGGCAGAAUCUGCUAUUCUCCUAGCCAUGGCAUUUGACCGUUAUGUGGCCAUCUGUUACCCACUGAGAUAUACAACAAUCCUAACCUCAUCAGCCAUUGGAAAAAUUGGCAUAGCAGCUGUGGUCAGGAGCUUCAUCAUAUGUUUUCCAUUCAUUUUCCUGGUAUACCGACUUACAUAUUGUGGGACAAACAUCAUUCCCCAUUCCUACUGUGAGCACAUGGGUAUUGCUAGAUUGGCAUGUGACAAUAUUAAUGUCAAUAUCAUUUAUGGUAUGACUGUGGCUCUGAUCUCUACAGGACUGGAUGUAGUGCUCAUCAUUAUUUCCUACACACUGAUCCUUCUCACAGUGUUUCAGAGACCUUCUUGGGCUGCCAGAUGCAAGGCUCUUAGCACAUGUGGUUCCCAUAUUUGUGUCAUACUUAUGUUCUACGCUCCAGCCUUCUUUUCAUUUUUUGCCCAUCGCUUUGGGGGUAAAACCAUCUCUCACCACAUCCACAUUCUAAUAGCCAAUCUCUAUGUGGUGGUGCCCCCUAUGCUCAACCCCAUUAUUUAUGGAGUAAAGACCAAACAGAUUCAAGACCAAGUGAUUUUGCUUUUCUCCCAUAUCAGCACAUGUUUUUAA
Pteronotus mesoamericanus is the source of this 1031-nucleotide messenger RNA. Its product is annotated as olfactory receptor 52Z1P-like. Gene Ontology annotation, molecular function: olfactory receptor activity; G protein-coupled receptor activity. Gene Ontology annotation, biological process: G protein-coupled receptor signaling pathway. The coding region runs from base 60 to 1031 and encodes 323 amino acids. Gene Ontology annotation, cellular component: plasma membrane. The record is from RefSeq and is a predicted model, not a curated record. NCBI's taxonomy places the organism in Eukaryota, Metazoa, Chordata, Mammalia, Chiroptera, Mormoopidae. The transcript has a single exon.